Leptomonas pyrrhocoris is the source of this 1312-nucleotide messenger RNA. RefSeq lists its product as hypothetical. NCBI's taxonomy places the organism in Eukaryota, Euglenozoa, Kinetoplastea, Trypanosomatida, Trypanosomatidae. The record is from RefSeq and is a predicted model, not a curated record. Bases 212 to 1312 code for a protein of 366 amino acids. The transcript has a single exon.
GCCACUGCUCCCGAUAAGAAAAGAAGCGUUGUGAAGGACAAGGCAGCACGCAAAGCCCCACACCACGGCACAACCUCCCUUCCAGGGCUACCGUAACUGAGUCACGUCUGCUACGACAUGACAGCACAGAAGAAAAUAUAUAUACAUAUAGACACCGUUGAAAAUACUGUACACACCAAGUAUCUCCCCAAUUCAGGUACACCUCGUCCCCAUGUCCGCCUUCAGCCUGCGCAACGAAGAGCGAGGAGGUCGAAACACCCACGUAGCCGUCGGUCUUCCUUCGCUUCUUCGCCUUCUCUUCGCGGUGCUCCUCUGCCCCGCCGUACUGCCGUGCCACGCGUACGUGUACACAACCACAUUGACCGCCUCGCAGUACCCCGCCACCUACGCCGCAGCGCACCCGUCAGCCCUGCCCAUUCGCGGCCUCUACGACGCGUGUGUCGCCGCCACGGACACGAACGCCUCGAGCUUCAACCGCGGUGCGCUUGUCUUCUACAGCGACAACUUAACCACCCUGCUGGCGGCGGCGGUGCCGUCGGGUCGGGUAUACCUCGGCGGCUUUUAUGUGCCGGAGAUGGGCGCCUACGAUGGCUGGUGUUGGGAUGAUGGGCGCUCCACAACAUGCCCCGGGCUCUUCUGCACCGGUGCGGCGUGCACUCGAGUGCCGACUAGCACCGUGCCGCUUCGCUGGGCCGCCGGCUAUCCAAAAGUGGGCGCUGACGGCACCGUGGGACGUCUCAUGUACAUGGUGUACGACGCGUCCUUGCACGGGUGGGUCAACGUGGAUGGCACGGCGGCCCUCGACGGUGUUGCGUGUCAGAGCGACGACUCGAUGUACGCCGCGCCGAAGAAGAAGAAAAGGUUUCCGUGGUGGGCGAUCCUCAUCAUCGUCCUCGGCUGCGUCGCCGUCGUCGCGGUGGUGCUCACGGUGGUGCUGUGCUGCUGCUGCAAGAAGAAGCAGCGCUACACGGACGACAACGAGGACGGGGAGAGCGCCCUGAGCAGCCGUAGCGGCUCCUUCCGCACCCAGAGUACAAGCUUCGCGGGCUCCAGUCGCACGGGCAGCUUCUCGAGGUCCAGCUCCUUCUCCUCGCGUGGCUCGAGCUUCUCGGGUGCGAGCAAGAGCUCCAGCGUGACCGGCAGCACCGCCACCUCCUCCGUGGGUAGCGCGUCGCUCUCGUCAUCGGCCGCCUCUCGCAGUCGCAGGAGCUUCUCGCCGGGGUCCUCCGUGUCAAGUUAUCCUUCGCGGGGCUCGUCGACGGCGGGCUCGUUCUCACGCGCCUCCAGCAGCAGUGGCAGCUCACACAGCUGA